Canariomyces notabilis is the source of this 1014-nucleotide messenger RNA. RefSeq names its product glycoside hydrolase family 62 protein. The record is from RefSeq and is a predicted model, not a curated record. The transcript is spliced from 2 exons. Lineage: Eukaryota; Fungi; Ascomycota; Sordariomycetes; Sordariales; Chaetomiaceae. Gene Ontology annotation, biological process: L-arabinose metabolic process. The coding region runs from base 1 to 1014 and encodes 337 amino acids. Gene Ontology annotation, molecular function: alpha-L-arabinofuranosidase activity.
AUGCGUCCAUCCAUCGGUCUGGUGACAGCGCUCUGUGCUGCGACCAGACAAACACCAGCGAUCCCCAGUAGCUUCAAAUGGACGUCCUCGGGCCCUCUGGUCGGCCCAAAGAAUGAUGGCCGUGGGGUGGCGGGGAUCAAAGAUCCGUCCAUUGUCGAAAUCAACGGCACCUACCAUGUGUUCGCCAGCACAGCCCAGUCUUCGGGGUACAACCUGGUGUACUUCCGCUUCACCGACUUUGCAAAAGCCAACGAAGCCACCUUCUACUACCUCGAUCAGUCUCCCAUCGGCACCGGGUACCGGGCCGCUCCGCAGGUCUUUUACUUCGCACCGCAGAAACUGUGGUACCUCGUCUACCAGAACGGCAAUGCCGCCUACUCGACCAACAAGGACAUUGCCGACCCGGCUGGAUGGAGCGCUCCCAAGAACUUUUACAGCGGCACGCCCGCCAUCAUCCAGAAUAACAUUGGCGAUGGCUACUGGGUCGACAUGUGGGUGAUUUGCGACAAUGCCAACUGCCACCUGUUCUCGUCCGAUGACAACGGCCACUUGUACCGCUCGCAGACGAAACUGGCAAACUUUCCCAACGGCAUGAGCGAACCUGUCAUUGCGCUGCAGGAUGCGAACAAGUAUGCUCUGUUCGAGGCGGCGUGCGUGUACCGGAUCGGCGAGAGAAAGUAUUUGCUGCUGGUCGAGGCCAUUGGGAGCGACGGGAACCGGUACUUCCGGUCGUGGACUUCGGACAGAAUAGAUGGGAAGUGGCAAGGCUUGGCGGAUAGUGAGGCGAAUCCGUUUGCGAGGUCGAACAAUGUUGUGUUUGAGAACGGCGUGGCGGCGUGGACAAAGAGCAUUAGCCACGGCGAGGUGAUCCGGACACAGACGGACCAGACAUUGACCAUCAGUCUGUGCAAGCUGCGGUUUUGGUACCAAGGGAUGGAUCCCCAGGCAGGCGGGGAAUAUAAUGCGCUGCCCUGGCGCCUGGGCCUGAUCACGCAGACCAACUCUGCCUGCUGA